ACUUUUAGACAUGACCAAUGCCCUAUGCACAAUAUGCUGCCACAGUCUAAGCUGGUGCAUGCGCAGCGAUGGCCGACGGAAAGAAAAAUAAGGAAAAGAAGCAAACCAACGCGAGCGUGUGACCCAGACUGGCAGACUCCCAGUCGCAGAGGCCGCACGAGAGAUUAGGAUGGUCUGCCCAUCCGUAUAAAAGGCGCGGCCGGCGAUUGCAGCCCCCUCCGUCCUCGUUCUCGUCUUCGCGCCGCCUCUCAUCUUCCGUGAGCCGAAGCUUCGGCGGCGGCGGAAUAUGGCGGGGAAAACCAAGGGUGGGAAGAACAAAGGAAAGGCGCAGGGCGCUGGUCAGUCCGCCUCUGCUGAGCCAGAGGUGCCGGCGACUGACGGAGCCGAAGUGGUGAAUCCAGAGAAUGGGGAAGUAAACGAACCCCCCGUCACGGAGGAUGGUGUGAAAAAUGUUGAGAAAGGAGACGGGGAUGCCCUGGAGGUUGUGCAGCCUGCAAGAAAGCCAGCUGAAGGAGAGCUUCAUCUAUACGCUGUUCCUGUCAGGACACAAUCAGGUGAAAAGCUUGAGCUGCAGCUAAGCCCAGGAGAUUCUGUUAUUGAUGUUAAACAAUUCCUUUUGGAUGCUCCUGAAACAUGCUUCUAUACAUGCUACAAUUUGAUAUUGCAUACUGAAGAUGGGUCAGCUCAUCAGUUGGAAGACUACAAUGAAAUAUCUGAAAUAGCAGAUAUAACUUCUAGUGGAUGUUCACUGGAGAUGGUUGCUGCAAUAUACGAUGAGAGGUCUAUUAGGUCACAUCUCCGACGUGUGAGGGAGCUACUAUCUCUGUCUAGUCUUUAUGUUUCCCUAUCAACAUCCUUAGCUCUGCAUCAGGAGUCUGCUCAAGGAAAAUCUGCAGGUCCUGAAAAAGGCCCUAUUCAGGAGCUUGAUGGUUUAAAUUUCAUGGAGGAUAGUGCUGGCGCUCUCACUAAUUUAUUGGCUUCUGCACCAGCAGAGAUAAAAUGUGUUGGAAGCAUUGUUUUUUCGUCUUUCAAUCCUCCGCCUAGUUAUCGGAGGUUACAUGGAGAUCUCAUUUAUAUUGAUGUUACAACACUAGAAGGAAAUAAAUACUGCAUUACCGGAAGCUCCAAAUUUUUUUAUGUUAACAGUAGCAAAGGAAGUAUAUUUGACUCGAAACCUACAAAACAAGGACUGGAGGCCAGCACUCUCAUAGGCCUACUACAGAAGAUCAGUACCAAAUUUAAGAAAGGUUUUCGUGAACUCUUGGAUCGCAGGGCAUCGGCUCAUCCAUUUGAGAAUGUUCAGUCUUUGCUUCCAGUGACUUCUUGGUUAGGAGCUUUUCCUGUGCCAGAGCAUAGAAGGGAUGAAGCCAGGGCUGAGGACUCGGUUGUGUUGUCGUAUGGCACCGAAUUAAUUGGCAUGCAGAGAGACUGGAAUGAAGAAUUGCAGUCCUGCCAGGAGUUUCCUCAUGGCAAUCCUCAAGAAAGGAUAUUGCGUGGCAGAGCACGCUAUAAAGUAACAUGUGAUUUUGUGGAUGCUGCAGUAAAAGGUGCAGUUGGUGUCAUUAAUAGAUGCAUACCCCCAAUAAAUCCAACUGACCCAGAAUGUUUUCAUAUGUAUGUUCACAACAAUAUUUUCUUUAGUUUUGCUGUCGACGCCGACUAUGAAUACAUUUCAAAGGACCACAAGCCAGAUUGCCAAAAUGGGUCCAGCAGAAGCACCAAGGUUUCCUCCCCAGAUGUGAUCACUAAGCCAGACCAUGAUGAAUCUGCUGAGGUAGUUGACUCAAAAUCCGAAGAGGCACAAAUCACAGAUAGUGAGCAGGCAACAUAUGCUUCUGCCAACAAUGACUUAAAAGGAACUAAGGCCUAUCAAGAAGCUGAUGUUUCUGGCCUUUACAAUCUUGCGAUGGCAAUAAUUGAUUACAGAGGUCACAGGGUUGUAGCUCAGAGUAUCAUACCUGGUAUUCUUCAAGGAGACAAGUCUGAUUCUCUUCUGUAUGGCUCUGUUGAUAAUGGCAAGAAGAUAUCUUGGAACGAAACAUUCCAUUCAAAGGUAGUCGAGGCUGCAAAGCGGCUCCAUUUGAAGGAGCAUGUGGUUUUGGACGGUUCUGGCAAUCCUGUAAAAUUAGCUGCUACAGUCGAAUGCAAGGGCAUUGUUGGGAGUGAUGACAGGCAUUACAUUUUGGAUCUGAUGAGAGUGACUCCUCGAGAUUCUAACUACAUUGGACAAGGGCACCGCUUCUGUGUGCUGAGACCUGAACUUAUAGCAUCAUUUGUUGAGGCUGAAUCCAUGAAACAAUCGUUGAAGCAGAAGGUUCCAGAUGCUCCAGUUGCAAGUACUUCUGAUGCUAAGGCUACCUCUGUUGAAGCAGAUGACAAGUCUGAAGAAAGCUCUGUUCAUACACACAAGGAAAAUGACAACUCAAGCUCCGAGAUUCUUUUCAAUCCAAAUGUGUUUACGGAGUACAAGCUUGAUGGCAGUCCAGAGGAAAUCGCUGCCGACGAAGAGUUGGUAAAAAGGGCUGGUACAUAUCUUAUAGACAUAGUGAUCCCAAAAAUUGUUCAGGAUCUAUGCUCCCUUGAUAUCUCCCCUAUGGAUGGACAGACUUUAACCGAUGCAUUGCAUCUCCAUGGGAUAAAUAUUAGGUAUCUGGGCAAGAUUGCAGGCAUGGUCAAACAUUUACCACACUUACAGGACUUGUUUUCUGCUGAAAUAAUAGUUAGAUCUGCAAAGCAUGUUAUCAAGGAUAUACUGAGGCAAAGUUUGGAUCAUGAUAUUGGGCCAGCUAUUGCUCAUUUCUUGAACUGUUUCAUGGGGAAAGUUUUAGGUGCUUCUACAGAGGGUAGUCUAAGUGACAUGCAGUCAAAGACUCUGAAGGGCCAUGAAAAUAGCCAAACUCAAAAGUCUACUAAAGGCCAUAAACUGAGCAAUGCUGCUGCUUCAAGAAAAAGCUUGUCAGCUUAUUCUCAUCUAACCUCUGAUGGAAUUUGGUUUAGCAUUAAGGAAUUUGCAAAAUCAAAAUAUCAGUUUGAAGUGCCAGAUGAUGCAAGGCUUUCAGCCAAAAGGGUAGCUGUUCUCCGAAAUCUUUGCCAAAAGGUAGGAAUAACAAUUGCUGCACGUAAAUAUGAUCUUGAUGCUUCAACUCCAUUUGAAGCCUCAGAUAUUUUAAAUCUCCAACCAGUCGUCAAGCAUUCUGUUCCAACCUGUACGGAAGCAAAAAAUCUUAUGGAAGCAGGGAAAGUCAGGAUGGCUGAGGGAACAUUGAAUGAGGCAUAUGCAUUGUUUUCUGAAGCCUUUUCACUGCUUCAACAGAUAACUGGUCCCAUGCACAAGGAUGCUGCAAAUUGUUGCCGGUACCUUGCUAUGGUUUUGUACCAUGCUGGUGAUACAGCUGGGGCAGUUGUGCAGCAACAUAGGGAACUCAUCAUAAACGAGAGAUGUCUUGGUCUUGAUCAUCCAGACACAGCCCACAGUUAUGGUAACAUGGCCUUAUUCUAUCAUGGGCUCAAUCAAACUGAGCUGGCACUGCGGCACAUGUCUCGCACACUGCUGCUGCUAAGUUUGGCGUCAGGACCUGAUCACCCGGAUGUUGCAGCAACUCUUAUAAAUGUUGCAAUGAUGUACCAGGAUGCCAGUAAUAUGAAUACCGCUCUCAGGUAUCUUCAAGAAGCCCUUAUGAAGAAUGAGCGACUUCUUGGGCCUGUCCAUGUUCAAACAGCUGUGUGCUAUCAUGCUCUAGCCAUUGCAUUUAGUUGUAUGAGCUUAUAUAAGCUUUCAAUUCAGCAUGAAAAGAAGACAUAUGAUAUACUGGUAAAACAAUUAGGGGAAAAUGACUCACGGACUGAAGACUCAAAAAAUUGGUUGAAUACAUUUAAGCUUCGAGAAGAGCAGGUCAACGCCCAGAAGCAGAAGGGCCAGGAAGCUAAUGCAUCCGAUAACGCUGUUAAAUUCUUGAAGGCAAACCCUGCAGUUUUACAAGCAAUGAAGGCUGCUGCGAUCCAAUCAGGUGGUGUGUCAGCAAAUGUCAACAGGUCGCUCAAUGCUGCAGUCGUUGGAGAAGGUGUACCACGACUGAGAGGAGUGGAUGAGCGAGCUGCUCGAGCGACUGCAGAAGCACGGAAGAAAGCUGCUGCAAGAGGCCUUAAUGUCCGUAAUGGCCCUGUGGCAAACCAUGCGUCUGAUGAACUAGCUCAGAUUCUCAAACUCAUCAACGCUGUUUCGGGGUCUUCCACUCCUGGCUCUGCAAAGACUGAGGUAUCUGCCUCUGAAGGGCAGGCAACGAAUGGAUGUAUUCAAAAUGGAACUGACACUGAACCGAAGGCUGCGGAUACCAACGGGCUAUCUGCAUCGGUUAAGUCCACUGUCAACGCACCAUUUGGACUGGGGACAACAUUGGAGUCGAAGAAGCAGAAAUCGAAGCAAAAGUCGUAGAAAACCUGUGCUUGGAAUUUCCUUUAGCAACAGUUUUGGACUGUAGAGUGAUUUGGGUUUUUGACCUUUAUAGGAUUGCCACGUUCACGUGGUGGAAGAGUUCAUUUGUUUUUGUUGGAGGUUUUUUAGGAGGUCUCAAUAAUCAUUACAAGAAAGAAGACAAUUGUUUCGAAUCAUCAUUGAUAGACCACUGAUGAGAUAUUGGCUAAUCCUUAAGUUAAUAAAUCUUCAGUCGAUACAAUACCUGUUUAAAGCAUCCUUGUGAUGGCUGCUAUUGUU
Zea mays is the source of this 4711-nucleotide messenger RNA. Its product is annotated as clustered mitochondria protein. The transcript has 29 exons. NCBI's taxonomy places the organism in Eukaryota, Viridiplantae, Streptophyta, Magnoliopsida, Poales, Poaceae. Gene Ontology annotation, cellular component: cytoplasm. The record is from RefSeq and is a predicted model, not a curated record. Gene Ontology annotation, biological process: organelle organization. The coding region runs from base 287 to 4432 and encodes 1381 amino acids. Gene Ontology annotation, molecular function: protein binding.